Messenger RNA from Colias croceus (clouded yellow), 1278 nucleotides. RefSeq names its product putative ribosome-binding factor A, mitochondrial. Gene Ontology annotation, biological process: rRNA processing. The coding region runs from base 127 to 1182 and encodes 351 amino acids. The record is from RefSeq and is a predicted model, not a curated record. The transcript is spliced from 7 exons. Lineage: Eukaryota; Metazoa; Arthropoda; Insecta; Lepidoptera; Pieridae.
AAGUAUAUACAAAGCAAUGGCAUUUUGCCUAAAAGUUAAAUAAUCUUUAUUAUUUGCAUGUCAACUGUAUAAACUAUCAAAUACAUUUAAAUUGACUUUCAUAUUAUAAAUUUAGCAACUGCAAAUAUGAUCCGUAGAUUUUACAAUACUUCUUGUGUUUUAUACAGUACUAAAAAGCAAGGGAUGAAAUUAUGUAAAAUGUUAAAUCCGAAAGGUAAACGGCAAUGGUAUCCUUCGCAGUCAAUAGAUAUGAAUAUGCUACCUAGUCUUAAAAGUCUUACAAAAACAACAAAAGAACCCGAUAAUCGAGGUGUUCGCAGAAUGGCUGUGUUGAACAAGCUAUUUAUGAAGCAUAUCACUGAUAUUAUGUCUACUGGUACAGUUUCUAUGGAUAUUGUGGGUCGCGGAAUUGAAAUAUCAAAGGUGCAAGUGACACCAGAUUUCAACACAGUCAAUGUGUUCUGGGUGUGUAAAAGCAACUCAACUGAUGUGGAGACAGAAAGGGUUCUAAAGAACACAGCUGGUCCUCUCCGACAUGAAUUAUCUACAUUACGACUUAUGGGAGAAAUACCAUAUAUUUGUUUUGUUAAGGAUAAGCAAGAAGCACGAAUUGUAGACCUGGAUCGGCGCCUAGCUCAAGCUGAUUAUGGCGACGAUUACACUCCCACGGAUGUCGGACAAAUCCUUAAGUCGGAAUUUACAUUAGAUAUAAAACUACCUCCUGAUGUGAAGGCGGCUAUUAAAAAAAUGGAAGAUGAACAGGAAAUUGUCGAUGAUCCCAUACCAGAUAUGACGAAUAGUAUUUACGGGCUUGAUCACACGAAAAUAAUGAACAGACUCCUAGCAGCUAGAAAAAGGACAUCGGACGCGUGGGCCAACUUAGACUCAGACUCGCCUGUGAUAUCCUACAGGAAAUCAGAAGAGACAUCUUCUAAUGUAGAUCUCAAGAAACAGAAGCAAGAUUUAGCCGAAUUUCUGCUUAAACGACAGAUUCUACAAAACAAACUUCACAAAAAAUCAAAGGAACGGGACGUGACGACCCCGAUAUACGACCAAUACGACGUCGAGGAACGACCCGAAGAUAUCAAAGAGUUCUGCGACGACUAUAGAGACGAUUACGAUAUCGAAGUGUAUGGAAAUACGAAUAGCUUACAGAGAAAUGUAGCGGAUGAAAAAGUAUAGACACCACACGAUAAGUCGUCGAGUGUAAAUUUUAGUGAAUAUGAAAUUUUCGAUAGUUAUGUAAAUAUAAUUUUAGAAUAAUAAAAUAUGGAAAUA